Messenger RNA from Thermochaetoides thermophila DSM 1495, 1728 nucleotides. RefSeq names its product T-complex protein 1 subunit eta-like protein. Lineage: Eukaryota; Fungi; Ascomycota; Sordariomycetes; Sordariales; Chaetomiaceae. The coding region runs from base 1 to 1728 and encodes 575 amino acids. Gene Ontology annotation, molecular function: ATP hydrolysis activity; ATP-dependent protein folding chaperone; ATP binding. The record is from RefSeq and is a predicted model, not a curated record. Gene Ontology annotation, cellular component: chaperonin-containing T-complex. The transcript is spliced from 5 exons. Gene Ontology annotation, biological process: protein folding.
AUGCUGCUGGAGGUUGCAAAGCGUAGCAAGAGUGCUGCCGUAAUUUCGCGCAUGAACCUCAUCUUGCCUGAGGUGGCCCGUGCCCAGGCUGCGCGCCAGCUGGAGCUCAGCACGGACACCUCGCAGGGCAAGGGCCAGAUCCUCUCCAACAUCAACGCCUGCCUGGCCGUGCAGAGCACGAUCAAGUCGACCCUGGGCCCCUAUGGCGGUGACCUAUUACUCGUCGAUCAGAAUGGCAAGCAGACCAUUACUAAUGACGGAGCUACCGUGAUGAAGCUUCUGGACAUUGUCCACCCCGCCGCCCGUAUCCUCGUCGAUAUCGCCCGGUCACAAGAUGCGGAGGUUGGCGACGGCACGACAUCGGUCGUCGUGCUCGCCGGUGAGAUUUUGAAGGAGAUUAAGGAGCAUGUGGAGGCGGGAGUCAGCACGCAGAUCAUCAUUAAGGGUCUGAGGAAAGCGGCAUCCAUGGCUGUCAACAAGAUUAGGGAGAUCGCUAUCAACACAGAGGAGGGCGACCGCAUUGAUACCCUCCACAAACUAGCGGCGACCGCCAUGACCAGCAAGCUUAUCAAGCGAAACUCUGACUUCUUCACAAAGAUGGUUGUCGACGCCGUGCUGUCCCUCGACCAAGAUGACCUUAACGAGAAGUUAAUAGGCAUGAAGAAGAUUCCCGGCGGUUCUCUCACUGACUCGAUCUUCGUCAAGGGCGUUGCCUUUAAGAAGACCUUCUCCUACGCUGGUUUCGAGCAACAGCCCAAGAAGUUCAUCAAGCCCAAGAUCUGCUGCCUGAACGUCGAGCUCGAGCUCAAGGCCGAGAAGGACAAUGCCGAGGUGCGCGUCGAGCAAGUUUCUGAGUACCAGGCUAUCGUCGACGCCGAAUGGCAAAUCAUCUACAACAAGCUUGAGGCCAUCUACAAGACCGGCGCGAAGGUUGUCCUCUCUAAACUUCCCAUCGGCGACCUCGCCACGCAAUACUUCGCCGACCGCGACAUCUUCUGCGCAGGUCGCGUCACCUCCGAGGACAUGGAGCGCGUCAUCCAGGCAACCGGCGCCACGAUCCAGAGCACCUGCUCAGACAUCCGCCCCGAGCAUCUCGGCACAUGCGGGAUCUUCGAAGAGCGUCAGAUCGGCGGCGAGCGCUUCAACUUUUUCGAGGACUGCCCAGAGGCCAAGACAUGCACUCUCGUCUUGCGCGGUGGCGCCGAGCAGUUCAUCGCCGAAGUCGAGCGCUCUCUGCACGAUGCCAUCAUGAUCGUCAAGCGGGCGAUCAAGAACAAGACCAUCGUCGCCGGCGGCGGCGCCACGGAGAUGGAGAUCUCGGCCUAUCUGCACCGGUACGCCGACCAGACUGUGCGCAACAAGCAGCAGGCCAUCAUCAAGAGCUUUGCCAAGGCGCUCGAGAUUAUCCCGCGGCAGCUGUGCGACAAUGCCGGUUUCGACGCUACCGACAUUCUGAACCGGCUGCGCGUGGAGCACAGGCGUGGCAACACCUGGGCGGGCGUGGACUUCCAGAACGAGAGUGUGGCCGAUAUGAUGGAGAAGUUUGUCUGGGAACCGGCGCUCGUCAAGAUCAAUGCGAUUAAUGCGGCUACGGAGGCAGCGUGCCUUAUUCUGAGUGUGGAUGAGACUAUCCGGAAUGAGGAGAGCAAGACCCCGCCGGCGCCGGGCAGCAAGCCUGCGCGCGGUGGCGCGGGACGCGGUCGUGGACGGGGCAUGCCGCGGCGGUGA